Molecule: messenger RNA, 2615 nt
Organism: Melanotaenia boesemani (Boeseman's rainbowfish)
Lineage: Eukaryota; Metazoa; Chordata; Actinopteri; Atheriniformes; Melanotaeniidae
Product: src substrate cortactin-like
Exons: 15
Coding region: 178-1662 (494 amino acids)
Biological process (GO): regulation of actin filament polymerization
Cellular component (GO): focal adhesion; lamellipodium; plasma membrane
Molecular function (GO): actin filament binding
Source: RefSeq, a predicted model, not a curated record
UGGGAGAGCCGGAAGAGCCGCGGAGAUAGAGGAGGGAGAGACAGGCUGCAGGUCCAGUACAGCUUCCUCACCAAGCCGCUGCAGUGACCGGACCACGUCCCCCGGGGCAGAUUUGACAGUUCAACCGGUCGGAGGCUUCUUUGUGGCAGACGCGUGUGUGGGUUUGGCUCAUUAAAGAUGUGGAAGGCAGCAGCAGGACAGAACGUAAAGGUGGAUGUAGAUGAAGGAGGAGACGACUGGGAGACCGACCCUGACUUUGAGAAUGACGUGUCAGAGAAAGAGCAGCGCUGGGGGGCCAAAACGGUGGCCGGAUCAGGACAUCAGGAGCACAUAGACAUCCAUCAGCUGCGGGAGACUGUGUCCACGGAGCACACCAGCCUGAAGCAGAAGGAGCUGGAGAACAUGCCCAAAGCCUCGCAUGGAUAUGGAGGAAAAUUUGGAGUGCAGCAGGACCGCAUGGAUAAGUCUGCUGUGGGUCACGACUACCAGAGUAAGCUGUCAAAGCACUGCUCCCAGACGGACACGUCCAAGGGGUUUGGAGGGAAGUUUGGAGUGCAGGCCGACCGCGUGGACCAGUCAGCUGUUGGGUUUGAGUACGCUGGAAAGACGGAGAAGCAUGCUUCGCAGAAAGACUACUCCACCGGGUUUGGAGGCCGAUACGGAGUGCAGGCAGACCGUGUCGACAAAAGCGCCCUGGGCUUCGAUUACCAGGGGAAAACUGAGAAACACGAGUCCCAGAAAGAUUACGCCAAAGGUUUCGGUGGCAAGUUUGGAGUAGAGACGGACAAGGUGGACAAGAGCGCCGUAGGCUUCGAGUACCAGGGUAAAACGGAGCAGCACGAGUCCCAGAAAGAUUACGUGAAGGGCUUCGGGGGAAAGUUUGGCGUCCAGACGGACAGGCAGGAUAAAUCUGCGCUGGGGUGGGAUCACCAGGAGAAACUACAGCUCCACGAAUCCCAGAAAGAUUACUCGAAAGGAUUUGGAGGGAAAUUUGGAGUCCAGAACGACCGGAUGGACAAGAGUGCUGGCACGUUUGAGGACGUGGAGAAGCCGACCUCGUCUUACCAGAAAACCAAACCUGUGGAGGCUGCCGGCAGCGGCACGGGGAGCAUCAAAGCUCGCUUUGAGAACAUCGCCAAGCAGAAGGAGGAGGAGGACAGGAAGAGGGCGGAGGAGGAGCGAGUACGUCGGCAGGCCAAGGAGAAGCAGGAGCAGGAGGAGGCGCGCUGUAAAAUGGAGGCUACAAAGGCCCCGUCUCCCGUUCCUGCUGCGAGCCCCAGCCCAGUUCCUAGCCCGACUCCCCCAGUUCAGCCUGCUGCAGCACCAGCAUACCAGAACACGGAGGAUGUUUCCAGAAAUGCUGCUGAGAAUGGGGAGCCGGUGUAUGAGGUGGAGCCACAGAACGAGUACACACAGCAGGAGGACCUGUACCAGAACCCAGAUGAACCGGCUGCAGACGAGCAGCAGUACGGGUACGGUGAGGACCUCGGGGUGACGGCCGUGGCUCUGUACGACUACCAAGCAGCUGGCGAAGAUGAGAUAUCCUUCGACCCAGAUGACAUCAUCACCAACAUCGAGAUGAUUGACGAGGGCUGGUGGCGCGGCGUGUGCAGAGGCGCUUACGGCCUUUUCCCGGCCAACUACGUGGAAGUCCGGCAAUAAGGACGCUCCACCAUCCGAGACGAGCCCCGUCCUUGUCUCCUGAUCCCUCUCUUGCUCCGGUCUUUCCUCUCUCCACCUCAUCUUAGAGCUCCAACACUGUGUGAGACCACUUCAGGUCUCUUAGCGGGCUUUCUCUAGUAACACCCCUCCCUCCUCCAUUUCCAGACCACCUAGUUUGUCCCUGUGCAGCAGUAGACAGGAGGACCAUCACUAAAGCUGCAGGAUUCAGCAGCUGGUAUCAGAGGCUGCGUCCUCCAGCUUUCCUUUUCUUCUGGUUCACAAAGUGUUGAUCAGGUAUCGUUUCUUCUUCUUCUUCUGAAAAGAAUUGAAGUCUCACCAAAGAGCAGAGAAUGACAGAAAUGAGCUUGACUUGUCUGAACGGGUUGUGUCCGGGCCUCAGGCUCCUCGCCGUGCUGCAGAACCCCUCAGAGUGGAAGAAACUCGCGUUCACUUUGGAUGAUCAUGUUUGAUGAUUCGAUCCAGUCCUGACUAGUUUGGACCCAAAGGCUGCCUCAUCUCCCUCCUGACUGAAGCUGCACUCGUCUGUUCUUUAAAGCUUCGUGUACAUUCUGCUUUCUGCAUCAGUCGUAGGGUUUUUCCUGCUCUAGUAAACGAUCGAUGACGUUUCAGUCGUUCUCAGUCAGGCCAACUUGUUCUCAUCUCACCUUCAGAUGCUGCUUCACAUCAUCCUGAACAGAGAGCAUCUCUCACUCGGAGCCGCACAAAGCUUCAUUUUCUGGUUCUUCUUCUGGAUGAGGGCAGGAUAAGUGUGUGUGAGAGUGUGUGUGAGUGUGUGUGAGAGAGAAGGCUUUCAGUUAUUCAUUUUUGGGGUUUUAUAAUAAAAAGUGACCUUUUCAAAUGUUUUAUUUUAUCUGUACCGCUGUUUGCUUCAGUCACAUCAUUACCUGCUUUUUUUGUUUUUUAAGUUUCAAUAAAUAAAGUAUGAAUGAUCA